Molecule: messenger RNA, 2136 nt
Organism: Coniosporium apollinis CBS 100218
Lineage: Eukaryota; Fungi; Ascomycota; Dothideomycetes
Exons: 1
Coding region: 1-2136 (711 amino acids)
Biological process (GO): protein import into nucleus
Cellular component (GO): nucleus
Molecular function (GO): guanyl-nucleotide exchange factor activity; small GTPase binding
Source: RefSeq, a predicted model, not a curated record
AUGACUGCGCUCCACAGCAGCGUCAACCACUACAUGCCAUCCAGGCUUGCCGGCGAUACUUGGGACUUCACCGAGGUUCACGAGCUUCUCAGCAAGCUUUCGACUCCGAGUCCAGCAGCGAAACAACGCGACCCCAUAGCCAGCCAUGACAGCUCACUACCCGUCCAGGAGCUGCCCGAUGACAUGCUCUCUGCGAACAAGCCGGCGAAGCACACCGAAUUCUCUGGUCUAGGCGACUUACGCAAUCUCUGGGACUUCCUGGGCGCCAGCCGGAAUACUCUAGAAGUGCAGCCCCGUGCUGCUACUCCCGCCCUCAUUCCUGCCAAACCCUCUACUUCUCCACCCGCUCCAGUUACACUCGAGUCAAUUCAGGACCGGGAAACUUAUGCCUCAGAUGGCGCAAUCGACUGUAUGCCAUCGAGCAAAAGCAUAAAAUGGCGAGAUGAAGUGAAUGGCCAAGAAAUUGCAGAUCCACCUUGCGUCGCUCCACCAGAAACACCGCUCACUAAGAACCAACGGAAGAAGCUUAGAAGGAAGCAAACACAACGCGAACGGCAGGAAAAGCUUAAGUCUACGAGUGACGCAGAGUCUGAAACGGACGUUCAGCAGACGCCAGCUAGGAAAGCUAGUGUGCAUACUUUGGCGGGUAGUGCACAGCCUUCUCAGCAAACGCGGUACGAUCUGCGAUCGAAGACGGCUGCGUCGACACCGACUACCAAACCGACUACCAAACCUGCUGCAGCGAAACUCUCGGCCGAGCUGGCCUCUCUAUUGACUCCACUAAAAGCAGAUGAAACCAAGCCUUCGGAGAGGGUGAAACCAAUUAAGGCUGAGAAGCCAGAGCCAGCGGUGCAGCCAGCAAAGUCCAUUCAGACGACACCUUCGGAGCCACCAGUCAAUGUCGCCUCGACUUCAGCAACGCCUGCAACACCCAAAACUAAACCACUGCGGCCACCAAAAUCCCCGGAGAGCAAACGAAGACUUUCGAGCACUGUCCCUGUAUCUGCACCAGCCACGCCUUUCAUAGAACAAGCACAGCAUCUUCAGCAAACGAACAUCCCAUUUCAGCAGCCUCUCCAUGCUCCAAUUGUUGCAUUAGGUCAGGGUGCAACCACGCCGAGUAUGAUACCUUAUAUCGUCAACCCAGGAUUUUACGCGCAACUAGCAGCUCAGUCCAUGGGCAAUCCUCAGUAUCCCCCGGCUUUCCAGCAUUCUCAGGCACUGAAACACCAUAUGCAGACGCCGGCACCAGCACCGGCACCGGUGAAUGUCAUCCCUACACCAGUCGCGCAACAGUCUCAGAAAUUGGCGCUGAGGCAAGGAGCCGACAGGCACUAUCAUUUCCUACUCAAAGUCAUCCGAAAUUUUGGCGAAGACAUGAAGUGGUUAGUAUCGCCGGCGCAGUCAAAAGACCAUAACACUUCUCCUACUGGUAUCCACGUGUUUGUGGAUGCAUCGAACAUUCUGAUCGGCUUCUACGAGCGCCUUCGGUAUGCGAAAGGGAUCCCGAAGGAAGCACGCAUGACGCGCCCAGAGUUCGACUUCGACGCCCUCGUCCUCCUGCUAGAACGACGGCGUCCAGUCGCCAAGCGCGUCCUCGCGGGCUCCAACCCCUACGUCCCGACCUUCGAAAAGGCCAACUCGAUAGGCUACGAGUUGAACAUCCUCGACAAGGUCAAGAAGGCCAAGGAGCUCACGGAGCGCCAAAAGUUCUUCCAGCAGCGCGACCUCGAGCGCGGCCAUGGCCGACGUUGCUCUCACUCGGGCAAGGAGAACGCGAGCGCUGGCAGCGGCUCUGAAACGAUCGCUGCCACCGGUCCCACCUCCGCGCCUGAGAAGUGGGUCGAGCAGGGUGUGGACGAGAUUCUGCACCUCAAGAUCCUGGAGAGCGUCGUCGACGUCGAUGUGCCGAGCACGAUUGUGCUGGCGACGGGGGAUGCGGCUGAGGCGGAGUACUCGCAAGGCUUCCUGAAAAUGGUCGAGCGUGCGCUGCGGAAGGGGUGGAAGGUUGAGAUUGUGGCGUGGGGGAAGAGCAUCAGCUUCGCGUACCGCGACAAAGCGUUUGUGCAGAAGUGGGGGGAUAGGUUCAGAAUCAUUGAGCUGGAUGACUAUGUUGAGGAUUUGCUUGAUGUGUAA